AUGAAACCGAAUCUCGCUCUGGACGUCUUUAACGGGCGCCUCCUCAACAUCGAAGAGGAGAUCAAACUCCUCAAGCACUCCAUCCAAGGCACCGCCCAAGAGUCUGAUGAGUCCAUUAAGUGCUACCUCAGCAAGAUUCAUGAGCGUAUUGUCAACCUGGAAGGCAACCUGCAUCGCCUCGAGGAUAGGAUGUUCGCCAACCUUGAUGGUGCAAUUGAUGACGAAACGGGCUUCAUCACCCUCGUCAUGGACCCGGUCGACUUCCAAGGGCUGUACGCAAUGAACCCAACUGAGAUCGCCCAAAAGCUUCGCGAAAAGGGCUCCGGCUGGAAGAUUGAAAACAUCAAGCUGAAGCCACCCAAAACAGCAGAUCAGAAACCCCAAGUCCUCAUCAAUUUCCUGACUAGGGACUCAGAGAAACACAUGCGAGACCACAUCUCGGAGAUCAGCGAGCUUUUCGGUCUUGAGCACGGUGUCUUUUGUCUUUCCCCAGUCUAUACUCUGCACGUUGAGCAUCUGGUGCCACACUUGGGCAACAACAACAACAUGGGGGAUAAAGCAUUGGAAGAAGCCCUCCUAAAGACCCUGGGAGUAAAGGAUCUCAAAGCGAAGGUAACCUACGAUCGCAUGCUCCUCAAAACCCAGUCCUUCGAUGUUGUCAGUCGACUUUGCUUAACAGGCGUGAAAAUAUUUGACCAUUACUACCAGAUUGUGUACGCCGCUGCUUUGCUACAGAUGCUGGAAGACAGGCCACUUCAAGGAGGACUGCACCGUCAGCGUCAUGGUGUGCGGGCGAUGCUCUGGUACCCACGACACGAGGGGUUGCAAGACUGGCUACCUGCGGCGCUUGCAUUGUACGAUUCUUCUUUACGCGAGAUUACGAGCGGCAGUUGGGGUCUCAUGUGA
Fusarium subglutinans is the source of this 906-nucleotide messenger RNA. RefSeq lists its product as uncharacterized. The record is from RefSeq and is a predicted model, not a curated record. NCBI's taxonomy places the organism in Eukaryota, Fungi, Ascomycota, Sordariomycetes, Hypocreales, Nectriaceae. Bases 1 to 906 code for a protein of 301 amino acids. The transcript has 3 exons.